Aspergillus ruber CBS 135680 is the source of this 987-nucleotide messenger RNA. Its product is annotated as TPR-like protein. The annotation marks the transcript as partial. Lineage: Eukaryota; Fungi; Ascomycota; Eurotiomycetes; Eurotiales; Aspergillaceae. Gene Ontology annotation, molecular function: protein binding. The record is from RefSeq and is a predicted model, not a curated record. The transcript is spliced from 2 exons.
GACGCAGAGCAAAUUUUACUCCAGAUCUCUUUUAUUGACAAAUCCGUUGAGAGCGGUGUUAUACGCAUGCAUAGACUUGUGCAAACAGCGGUCAUUCGGCGCAUGACAUCUGAAGAGCGGCAGCAGAUGUUCUCCAUUCUAGUAGAGAUUUUGGGGGAAAACUUACCGGAUACAUACAGCUCCGAUAUUGGCCACCAAGUCGCUUCCUGGGAACGAUGUGAGCGAAGCCUGUCUCAUCUGGAAAGCAUUGUCCAAAAGAAUGCAGAAUUCAGUAUCAUACCAGGAGAUAAUCAACCAUUCGCAGAGCUGUUGUUGCGCUUCUGCUGGUAUCUGUAUGAAAGAGAAGAUUACAGCAUUGCUAGAUCUUUUGUGAAAACUGCUCUGCAGUAUCUCUCUGAUCGGAACACUCUUGCAUAUGCUAGUGCCGUUGGUCUGCAAGGCCUGAUUGACCUUGAUAUCUCUCGCCCUGCGACCGCUCUGGAAGCAUUUCAAAAGGCGCACAAGAUCCGUGCAGCCAUCCUUCCGAUCGACGACGUAUUUCUCGCUGCCAGUCUGGUCAACAUUGGUCUCGCUUAUACUGAGUUGGGCAGGCUAGACGAGGCCUAUAAAUAUCUUCAGAAAUCUAUUGACAUUUGGCUACAGCAUAACAGCGAUUGGGUUGGCAAUUCAUAUAGCAACAAUUCCAGUUUAUUGCUCCGUAUGGAGCGGGCUGAUGAAGCCGAAGAGAUGCUGAAGCAGUGUCUGUCUCUGAAAGACUUUAUGGAUGAGAUAUCUCUCAAGACCGGCAAUCCACGGUUUUCUGGUGGCAUGAUCCUACUUGAUAGAAUUUGGUUAGUACAGGGUCGAUACGACCAAUCCUUGAAUCUUGCUUCGAAAGCUCUGGGCUUCCGAUGGCAAUGUCUAGGAGAGCGCCUCAAAGUCUGCGACUCACUGUAUCAAGUAGCCAGUCUUCUUGAGCGAGGAAACAACCCGGCAUUGUCGAUGUAA